Carlito syrichta (Philippine tarsier) is the source of this 4699-nucleotide messenger RNA. It is a transcript of the gene WDR62, whose product is annotated as WD repeat domain 62. Gene Ontology annotation, cellular component: mitotic spindle. Gene Ontology annotation, molecular function: protein binding. The transcript has 32 exons. NCBI's taxonomy places the organism in Eukaryota, Metazoa, Chordata, Mammalia, Primates, Tarsiidae. Bases 86 to 4699 code for a protein of 1537 amino acids. The record is from RefSeq and is a predicted model, not a curated record. Gene Ontology annotation, biological process: mitotic spindle organization; neurogenesis; regulation of mitotic cell cycle.
UUUCCCGCGGCUGUUCGCUAUUCGAACGGGUCGUGGCGACCGAGGCAGUUAAGGCGUGUAACGGUCGCCCGGCUCUGGCGCGACGAUGGCUGCCGUAGGGGCCGGAGGCUAUGCGCGGAACGAUGCGGCUGAGAAGCUGCCGUCUGUCAUGGCGGGAGUUCCGGCGCGGAGGGGCCAGUCCUCCCCUCCUCCCGCCCCACCGCUCUGCCUCCGGCGGAGGACGCGACUCUUGGCGGCGCCCGAGGACACGGUGCAGAACCGGGUAUCACUCGAGAAGGUGCUUGGCAUCACAGCUCAGAAUAGCAGUGGCCUAACCUGUGACCCUGGCACAGGCCACGUGGCCUACCUGGCAGGCUGUGUGGUGGUGGUUUUGGACCCCAAGGAGAACAAGCAGCGGCACAUUUUUAACACCGCCAGGAAGUCUCUGAGUGCUCUGGCCUUCUCCCCUGAUGGGAAGUACAUAGUGACAGGGGAGAAUGGGCACAGGCCUGCAGUGCGCAUCUGGGAUGUGGAGGAGAAAAGUCAAGUGGCGGAGAUGCUGGGUCACAAGUAUGGUGUGGUCUGUGUGGCCUUCUCACCCAACAUGAAGCACAUUGUGUCCAUGGGCUACCAGCAUGACAUGGUACUCAACGUCUGGGACUGGAAGAAAGACAUCGUGGUGGCCUCCAACAAGGUAUCUUGCAGAGUCAUUGCCCUCUCCUUCUCAGAAGACAGCAGCUAUUUUGUCACUGUUGGGAACCGGCAUGUGAGGUUCUGGUUCUUGGAAGUCUCCACUGAAACUAAGGUGACGGGCACGGUGCCCCUUGUAGGGCGCUCAGGCAUCCUGGGUGAGCUGCACAAUAACAUCUUUUGUGGUGUGGCCUGUGGUCGGGGCCAGAUGGCAGGCUAUACCUUCUGUGUGUCCUACUCGGGCCUCCUCUGCCAGUUCAACAAGAAGAGGGUACUAGAGAAGUGGAUCAACCUGAAGGUCUCUCUGUCUUCUUGCCUCUGUGUUAGCCAGGAGCUCAUCUUCUGUGGCUGCACAGACGGGAUAGUCCGCAUCUUCCAGGCCCACAGCCUGCACUACCUCACCAACCUGCCCAAGCCACACUACCUUGGGGUAGAUGUGUCCCAGGGCCUGGAGCCCAGCUUCCUCUUCCACAGGAAGGCAGAAGCAGUCUACCCAGACACAGUGGCCCUGACCUUCGACCCCAUCCACCAGUGGCUGUCCUGUGUGUAUAAGGAUCACAGCAUCUACAUUUGGGACGUCAAGGACAUCAACAAAGUGGGCAAGAUGUGGUCAGAGCUCUUCCACAGCUCUUACGUCUGGAACGUGGAGGUGUAUCCUGAGUGUGAAGAUCAGAGAGCUUGUUUGCCAUCAGGAUCUUUUCUGACUUGUUCCUCAGACAACACCAUUCGCUUCUGGAACUUAGAUAGCAGCCUCGAUUCUCACUGGCAGAAAAACGUCUUCAGCAAUACCCUACUGAAGGUAGUGUAUGUGGAGAAUGACAUCCAGCACCUGCAAGACACGUCACACUUCCCAGACCGGGGGAGUGAGAAUGGAACACCCAUGGACGUGAAAGCUGGGGUGCGAGUCAUGCAGGUCAGUCCUGAUGGCCAGCAUUUGGCUUCAGGCGACCGAAGUGGAAAUCUGAGGAUCCAUGAGCUGCACUUCAUGGAUGAGCUGGUCAAAGUGGAGGCCCAUGAUGCUGAGGUGUUAUGCCUGGAGUAUUCCAAGCCCGAGACAGGGUUGACCUUGCUGGCCUCGGCCAGUCGGGAUCGACUGAUCCACGUGCUGAAUGUGGAGAAGAACUACAACCUGGAGCAGACCCUGGAUGACCACUCCUCCUCCAUUACUGCCAUCAAGUUUGCUGGCAACAGAGAUAUCCAGAUGAUCAGCUGUGGAGCCGACAAGAGCAUCUACUUUCGCAGUGCUCAGCAGGGCUUGGAUGGACUGCAUUUUGUUCGUACCCACCACGUAGCAGAGAAAACCACCUUGUAUGACAUGGACAUCGACAUCACCCAGAAGUACGUGGCCGUGGCCUGCCAGGACCGCAAUGUGAGAGUCUACAACACUGUGAACGGGAAGCAGAAGAAGUGCUACAAGGGCUCCCAGGGUGACGAAGGGUCUCUGCUAAAGGUCCACGUGGACCCCUCUGGUACCUUCCUGGCCACAAGCUGCUCUGACAAAAGCAUCUCAGUGAUUGACUUUUACUCGGGCGAGUGCAUUGCCAAGAUGUUUGGCCAUUCAGAAAUCAUCACUGGCAUGAAGUUCACCUAUGACUGUCGUCACUUGAUCACAGUAUCCGGAGACAGCUGUGUGUUCAUCUGGCACCUGGGCCCCGAGAUCACCAACUGCAUGAAGCAGCACCUGCUAGAGAUCGACCACCGGGAGCAGCAGCAACAGCAGCAGCACACAAAGGAGAGAAAGUGGAGCAGCCACCCCAGGCAGGAGACGGUUCCAUCCAUGUCCGGCAAGAUUCGCUCCCUGAGCCCUGGAGAGCAGACAGAGGAUGAGCUAGAGGAAGAGUGUGAACCAGAAGAAAUGUUGAAGACACCAUCCAAAGAGAGCUUGGAUCCAGAUCCUCAGUGCCUGCUGACCAAUGGCAAGCUGCCACUCUGGGCAAAGCGACUGUUAGGAGACGAUGAUGUGGCAGAUGGCUCAGCCCUCCAUGCCAAGCGCAGCUACCAGCCACAUGGCCGCUGGGCUGAGCGGGCUGACCAGGAACCCCUCAAGACCAUUCUGGAUACCCAGGACCUGGACUGCUACUUUACCCCCAUGAAGCCUGAGAACCUGGAGAACUCUGUUCUGGAUACAGUGGAGCCGCAGAGCCUGGAGAGCCUUCUGAGCGAGGCAGAGAGUCCCCAGAAGGAUGGCUGUGGGCAUCCCUCCUUCCUGCCCCGACAGAGGGAGUCAUCUGAGGCCAAUGAGCUUGUUAUCUACGCCCUGCAGGCAGAAAUGACAGUCACAGGGACAGCCAGCAAGUACUGUGAAGAGGAGGCAGAGGCAGGGCCUGGAGACCAGCAGGGCAACUCCUACCUCAGAAUCUCCUCCGUCAGCCCAAAGGAUCAGAGCCUCCCUGAGGACUCAGAGGAGUUGGAGGCUGACUUGGAGUGCAGCUUCGCCACCAGCCAUUCCUCCCCACCACGGUCUGAUCCCGACCCUCAGUUUGCCUUGACGAUGCCCCUCACACCAGGAUGCUCAGGGACCACAGAAGAAGAGUUGUCGCGUUCUGAGGGGCUGAGCCUGCCCAGCAGCUCCCUGCCCCAGACCCCGGAGCAGGAGAAGUUCCUCCGCCACCACUUUGAGACACUGACUGAAACCCACCCUGAAGAGCUCUUCCAUGGGUCACUGAGAGAUGUGGAGGUCUCUGAGGACAAGGACUAUUACUUCAACCCUCGACUCAGCAUCUCAGCCCAGUUCCUCUCAAGCCUCCGGAAGACAUCCAGGUUCACCCACACCCUCCCUCACCGGCAGCCCCAGCACCCUGUGAAGUCUCUGGAGGUCAAGCCCACAGACCAAGGCGGAAGCCAGCCCAGAGCAGAGACCCUGAGAGCAGGUACUGGCUACGCCUCCCCAGAUGGGACCCACGUCCUCUCUGGGGAGAAGGCUGAGGAGACCCUGGAGGCCUGGUCGCCAUCUGCUUCCUUUACAGGCCUGGUACCUUGUACCCCUUCCUCCUCAGUGCUACCCACAGACAGGAAGCCUCCAGUGCCCACGUCUGUUCCCGCCCGAGGCCUGGCUCAGGGUGUCCAUGCUCCCUCGACCUGUUCCUACAUGGAAGCCACUGCCGGCUCCUGUGCCCAGAUGUCACGCAGCAUCUCCUUCGGGGACAGUGAGGACCCUGUUGUGGCUGAGCUGGCCACGCCCCUCCAUAGGCCAUCGUCCUUGGGGGAGCUGGCCUCCCUGGCUCAGGAGCUCCAGGCCGUCACCACCACAGCAACAUCCAAUCUGAACGGCGAGGGCCAAAAGCCUGCCUGGCACUCCUGUGGCAACCACGAGGCCCGGGCCAACCUGAGGCUCUCGCUGUCAAGUGUCUGUGACGGGCUCCUGCUGCCCUCACCCCCGCUGGAGCCACCCAUCAUGGGUGCCUGGUCCCAGGAACCCAUGGACUCCCAGCCCAGGGUCACAGUCACAGCUGCCAGCUUCCCAAUCCCUAGCCCUGUGGAUGUGUGCCCCCCAAGGCUCCCAGGCCCUGAGCCCCCCGACUCCCCUGCCCAUGCCAACAGCCUCCAGCCUCUGGAGGCCGGACCUGGUGUCCCUGGUCGCACUGCCUCCCUCCCGGAGCCCACCCCUGAGGCACUCGGUCUGACCCAGGGCAGCCCUGCACACUGGAGCAGACACCGAGUGCCGGCUGAGGUCCUGCCGCCAGCACCCCUCGAGCUGAGCAACGUGGAGAACAUCUUGCACCGGCUGCAGAGGGCCUUCCAAGAAGCCCUUGACCUUUACCAUGUGCUGGUCUCCAGCGGCCAGGCGGACUCCGAGCAGCAGAAGGCACAGACCAAGCUGGCCUCCGCCUUCCUGUGGAUCCGCAGCCAGCUGGAGGCCAAGGACUGGCCGGUCGGGACUGCUGUGGCCCCAGCCCAGGCCCUGCCCAGCCCAGGCGCCCCCUCCCCACCUACACUGUGCCCCCUGGCCAGCUCAGACUUGCGUGCCCUGCUGGAACACUACUCGGAGCUGCUGGUCCAGGCUGUGCGGAAGAAGGUGCGGGGGGAUUGA